AUGAGUAAAACCAUCUCACAGCAACCUCCACGCACUUCUCAUCCGGCUGUCAAAUUCUCCUGUACUGACUGUGAACCAAUGGUUAUUGACAAGCUGCCUUUUGAUAAGUAUGAACUUGAGCCUUCCCCUUUAACACAGUACAUUCUGGAACGCAAGUCCCCACACACCUGCUGGCAGGUGUUUGUGUCCAAUAGUGGGAAGUACAGUGACCUUGGUCAUCCGUUUGGAUACCUUAAAGCAAGCACCACUUUAACUUGUGUGAAUCUCUUUGUGAUGCCAUACAACUAUCCUGUGUUACUUCCUCUCCUAGAUGACUUGUUUAAAGUACAUAAACUGAAACCAAAUCUGAAAUGGCGCCAGUCUUUUGACAACUACUUAAAGACCGUUCCACCUUACUUUUUAAUGCCACUAAAGAAGGCACUGAGGAUGAUGGGUGCUCCAAAUCUUAUUUCGGAGACUUUAGACUGUGGCCUUAGUUACAGUGUUAUCUCCUAUCUAAAAAAGCUAAGCCAACAGUCCAAGAUGGAAGCAGACCGAAUAAUUGGAUUGGUUGGGAAGAAGGUUCCACAGGAGACUUCGAUUAAAGUGAAAAACCAGACUGGUGGACUGUCCCUGGCACAUCGUAAAGAUUUCAAACAGCUGCUUCAAGGUAUUACAGGUGAAACUCCACUGCGGCUGAAUGAAAUAAAUGUAAAGGAAUUUGCAGGAUUUCAGAUAGCUCUUCUCAACAAGGACUUAAAGCCACAGACCUACAGGAAUGCCUAUGAUAUUCCACGUCAGAACCUCUUAGAUCAGUUAACUAGGAUGCGAGUAAAUUUGCUGAAAACUCAAAAAAUGAUUCGUGGACUUGAUGACGAUUGUGUCCAUAGUAUUCCUAUAGUUCAAAUGGGAAAUUAUCAAGAAUAUUUGAAAUCCUUGCCUUCUCCAUUACGAGAAAUUGAUCCAGAUCAACCAAAACGGCUUCACACAUUUGGUAAUCCGUUUAAGCAGGACAAAAAGGGAAUGAUGAUCGAUGAGGCUGAUGAAAUUGUUACUGGACCCCAGAACAAAACAAAAAGGCCAGGUGAAUCGAAUUCACCAGCAUCUGUUAAGAGAAGACGGAGCAUGUCGCCAUUGCUGCGGAGACCACAAACACCGCCUAUAAUAACUAAUCACAUUGGAGGAAAAGGCCCUCCACAAGCUUCUGGGACUCAAGUAAAUUCUAAUCUUAUCAAACCUAUUCCAUUGCAUAAAGAUACAAACAAUAUUUUACUUCCAGAUGGUACCGAAGAAAAAAAGCCAGAAAACUGGCAGUCCUUAGACAAGCAGAUAGAUGGGUUAUCAGAAGGCACAUCAGUUUUGCCAGUACUGUCUGAUGAUAUGAUGCAGACUGACUUAACCUUUCUACCUGAAACUGUUAACUGCAUUGAAGAAGAUGGACUAGAUCACAAACCUGUAAUGAAUGCACUUACAAAUACACCCUUGGAAAACUGUACAGAGUCUGACGAGGAAAAAACUGUGGAUGUAGAAUCCAGUUCAUUAAUAUCUGUGCCAAAUUCUGUCCGGGAUGUACAGAUUUUGGAAGGCUGCAUUGCAGAUCUCAAAGUGAAAGUGAUGAAGGAGGUUCGCAAACCAGGGAGAAAUUAUGAAAGAAUAUUUCAUUUACUUGAAGAGGUACAAGGACCACCAGUAGUUCAGAGAAACUUUAUUGAGUUCACUAUCAAGGAAGCAGCCAGGUUUAAGAGGCGAGUGUUAAUUCAACAGCUAGAGCGUUUAUUAGAGACUAUGAACUCUGACACUCCACCUUUCAAAGUUAACCAUGUAAAUAGUAGGUAACCAAACACAGAAUGGAAGAACUGUGAGCCAGAAGAGUGACACUCGUUCGUGCAAACGUUUGGAGGACAUGGCAGCAAACUGCAUCUGGGCAGUGGAGAGAUGUCUGUGCCCGAGUUGUUCAGAAGUAACAGGAGUGCUCUGUCUUCUUAAAAGGAGAUUGGCAGCUGCUUGGCCCUUAUUACUCAGGAUUUGCCAUAAACUAACUGGCUUUUACUUGUUUGGAGGGUGCGGUUCUCUCAGAAGGGCUGAAUGUGACUUCAUCUCUGCCCCUCCUACAGACAAUAGGAAAAGUGCGCCUGAGUGCUGCUGCUUCCUAGGCCCCGACUCCAGUGCUUUUUCAGCCUGUGAGGAGGACAGAGAUUCUUCAGGUGGAUAUGCAUAAGCUGUGCUUCGAAAGCACUAAACUAUUUUUUUAUAAACUUAUUUUCUUUUUAAUGUUCAUACAAAAGAGAAUAUUUUUAACAGUAUUGUUACAGAAGCAGUAAAUAGUCAUUUUAAAAAGUGUAUAAAGAGAACUUUUGUAAGUAUGUAUAUAAAAAUAAACAGUUUUAUUACACCUUUCCUCAAAAUAAACAAGGUUAUUGGGGUGUUUCACAAUG
Molecule: messenger RNA, 2414 nt
Organism: Protopterus annectens (West African lungfish)
Lineage: Eukaryota; Metazoa; Chordata; Ceratodontiformes; Protopteridae
Product: integrator complex subunit 6-like
Exons: 13
Coding region: 1-1815 (604 amino acids)
Biological process (GO): snRNA 3'-end processing
Cellular component (GO): integrator complex
Source: RefSeq, a predicted model, not a curated record